AUGUGGUACCACGUAGCCGAGCCCAAUUCCUACCUCGUCAUCACGGGUGUAGGAAUUGAGAAGGUCUUGAUUAAGAAGAAGGCCUUCGUAUACCCUCUACAGAAGGUCUCCAAGAUCUCCAUCACACCUUUUGACUUCUCCAUGGCCCUCCAGGCUAUGACUAUUGAGAAGCUUAAGUUUGCCCUACCAGCCGUAUUCACCAUCGGUCCCGCGGAUAGCCCCGAAGCACUUGAGAAAUAUGCCGUGUUACUCACUGGCGAGAGUGACGGAAGCCCUACCCAAACGGCGGCCAAGGGAGUCGUCUCGGUUGCUGAAGGUCGCAACCAUGUUCAAGAGAUUGUUAAGGGUAUUAUUGAGGGCGAGACACGAAGCAUUGUCUCUACUAUGACUAUGGAAGAGUUGUUCCGUGAGCGAAAGAUUUUCAAGGAUAAAGUUAUCCAGCAAGUUCAAUCCGAGCUUGACCAGUUUGGUCUUUGCAUCUACAAUGCCAAUGUGAAGGAGCUACAAGACACUCCUGGCUCGGAGUACUUCGCCUUUCUCUCUCGCAAGGCACACGAGGGCGCACUAAACCAAGCUAAGGUCGAUGUUGCUCACGCUCGUAUGCAAGGUGAGGUUGGAGAAGCAGAGAAGCAAGGAAAAACCAAGCAGGAAGUCGCCAAGAUCCACGCCCAGACUGCCGUCCUCGAGACCGAGCGUAAAGCCGAGAAGGCUACAGCAGAUGCCAAGUUCACCGACAAGGAAAUUGAGAUCGGUCGUGACCUCAACGUAGCUCGCAUCAACGCCAAGCGCGAAGCCGAACGACGCGAUGCCGAGCUUCAAAUGGAGGUUGAGAAGAAGAGGGCACUCAUGGAGCUUGAACGUCUCCGUGCUACCAAGGUCGUGCAGGCGAAGAUUGAGAAAGAGAGUGCGCAGCAGCAGGCCGACGCAGAGCUGUACACCCAGGAGAAGUCCGCCGACGGACACAAGUACAGUCAGCAGGCUGAGGCUGAAGCUGAUGCUUUCCGUAGCCUUCGUGCUGCUGAAGCUGACUUCGAGGCCACCAAGCGUCGCGCUGAAGCCGAGUACUUCGCCCAGGAACGCUCAGCUCAAGCCCACCUCAUCACCCAGCAGCGCGAAGCUGAGGGUCUCUCUGCGAUGGCCAAGGCAUACGGCGACAUGGCUAACGUCCUCGGCGGACCCCAGGGCCUCAUGCAAUACCUCAUGAUCACCAACGGAACCUACGAGAAGCUUGCGAAUGCGAACGGCGCGGCCAUCAAGGGCCUUCAGCCAAAGAUCAACGUCUGGAACACCGGCAGCCAGGGAGGGGAGGGUAUGGCGGACCCUUCAGCACCUAUUCGCAACCUCUUCCAGAGCCUGCCUCCUCUGCUCAGCACUAUCCAUGACCAGACUGGUAUGGCACCACCUAGCUGGCUGGCGCAGAUGCCCCAGCAGAAUGGCGACAUGAACAAGAUGCACUUGAGGAACGGCAGCGAUGUGUCGCCAUAG
This is a messenger RNA of Alternaria ethzedia, 1485 nucleotides long. RefSeq lists its product as uncharacterized. Lineage: Eukaryota; Fungi; Ascomycota; Dothideomycetes; Pleosporales; Pleosporaceae. Gene Ontology annotation, cellular component: plasma membrane. The transcript has 2 exons. The coding region runs from base 1 to 1485 and encodes 494 amino acids. The record is from RefSeq and is a predicted model, not a curated record. Gene Ontology annotation, biological process: protein localization to plasma membrane.